This is a messenger RNA of Rotaria socialis, 363 nucleotides long. The record is from the annotation of a GenBank genome assembly. Lineage: Eukaryota; Metazoa; Rotifera; Eurotatoria; Philodinida; Philodinidae.
AUGGUUAUGUUUGAAAAAUUUUUAUGCAAAAUAUUUUCUGGUCAAUGCCAAUUAAUAUCUCUUCACCUUGAUAUAAGUGAAGCAUCUCCUAGUAUUCAUCAAUGUUUAAAGUCACAUUCCUCGACUUUUUCAUCAAAUAAUAUUGUUGAUCUAUUUCAUUCGAAUUGUUUAACUUUACGUUAUUUGCACAUUCGUAGUCGAUAUCCAUGUUUUCUUGAACAUCUUAUUGAACAUGUACCUAAUCUCGAACAAUUAACAAUUUGUUUUCAAUAUUUAAGAAUGGAUUUUGUUGAAGGUUAUUCAAACAUUCAAAAAUUGGUAACGUCAAAUGUAAAUUGGUCUAAUAAAGUAAGACAAAUAUAA